Molecule: messenger RNA, 705 nt
Organism: Eubalaena glacialis (North Atlantic right whale)
Lineage: Eukaryota; Metazoa; Chordata; Mammalia; Artiodactyla; Balaenidae
Gene: C9H9orf152
Product: chromosome 9 C9orf152 homolog
Exons: 2
Coding region: 1-705 (234 amino acids)
Source: RefSeq, a predicted model, not a curated record
AUGAAGGGGUUGCCCUGCCCGUGCCCUGCCCUGCCCCACUUCUGGCAGCUGGGGUCUCCCUUCAUGGCCGACGGCUCUGGGACUCAGACCCCAGGGAAAGGGGCCCUGCUCAGCAUCCAGCUCCUGCGAGCCCGGUAUGAAGGCCUUAGACGGCAACAGAAGGCCCAGGCCCACGUGGUGGUGCUCCCGAAAGGAGGGAACAUGCCUGCUCCUGCUGAGGCCAUGGUCAGUGCUGUUUGGAUUAACAAGGAGAGAAGGCAUUCACUGUCCCUAGAAGAGGCGGCUCCUGAGGCAGAAGAGAUGCUGGAGGAGGCUGACAGAGGCUGUCUCCAGGCCCCCAAGUCUCCAUGGCACACGCACUUAGAGAUGCACCGCUCAGUCCAAACCUUCCACCAGGAAACCAGUCAUCAAGUAAAGCACAAGAACAAGUUCAUGGGGUCUGAGCAAAGGCUCCCAGGCUUGUUUGAAGACACUCAGAUGACUCAGCAAGGAAGCACGAUCCCAGAGGCAGCCCAGCACGAAUGUCAAGUGGGCAAUACCCAAACAAAGGCAGUGGGAUCUAGCUUAAACAUUGGCACUCAGGGUCCUCCUUCCACAAAGAAGCCACACAGGUCUGGAAAACCAGCUCACUAUCCAUUUCCCCGGAGGAAAACUCCCAGGAUCUCCCAGGCGGCCCGGAACCUGGGCUUAUAUGGCCCAGCCUGA